CUGUGCUGCGGGAGGUUAUUGUGAAGGAGCUGGGCAGAGAAGUGUCCGGGGGAAGCUGCUCCAUCAGGGCUGCCGGGGAGCUCGGCGUGACAGCAUCCUCCCAGCCAUCCUGAGACCCAGGGCGUUAGCUGGACGGGAGGCCACGACCUGACACAUUCGGAGUUUGGAGACACGUACUCUAUUGUGAAAAGCAUCAUGGCUGAGCCAGACUACAUUGAGUCAGAUAAUCCAGAGCUAAUAAAGCCCCAUAAAUUAGUAAAUCCUGUGAAGGGGUCCCGAAACCACCAGGAUCUUCACCGAGAAUUAAUAAUGAACCAGAAAAGAGGUCUCUCGCCACAGAACAAACCUGAGCUGCAAAAAGUGAUGGAGAAAAGAAAAAGAGAUCAAGUUAUCAAACAGCAAAAGGCAGAAGCUGAACAAAAAAAGACAGACUUUGAGGUAGAACUACAGAAGCGGCAUCAGAAAUUGGAAGAGAUGGAAAUGGAAAAGCAAAAAAAUGGGGAAGAACAAGAAAACAAGCCAGAGUUUCUCAAAGUGAAAGGAAACCUUCGUAAAAUGAAUCAAGAAGUCUCCAGCGCCAACAGUUCUUAGAUACAGGGACCUGAAGGGAAAUGCGUUUUUACAGGACUAAAGAUGGCUGUUUUUGUCGGAGGCUUGCCUUAAUUGAUAUUCUUAAAGUGAACUCUGAUUCUUGACAUUUUUCGGGACCCAACACAGCAGAAAUACCUUCCAAUAACUGCUAAAGACUAUUGAUUGCAGAGCGUGGAUACAGCGCUGUCGGCUGACAAAGUGACCUUUUUAAAUUCAAAAAGCUGUUAAAUUAAUGGUUUGUUUAGACGUGCAAAGAGCUCCUUACAUAGGUCUGUUCUCUGAACGCUUUGCAUCAUUUAUGUUUUUAAGCUACUUUUUUGCAGGGUUAUGUGUUAUUUUACUGUCUUGAAUUAAAAUGUAUUUUUUUAUGCUAAGAAAAAGACCAGAGCGCAAUCUGGUAUAAGGUUACAAAUCCCUGCACCUUUACCCACCCAUACCCUUAAGUGUUCAUAAGAUUGAGGUAGAUCUGCUACACUGGUUUCAUAUAUUAGGAUUGAAGUUAAUGGGAAUGACUAAUGUUACAGUGUAUAGAGAGACGCGUUUUCACCUUCUGAACAUUACAUUGAAGAAAAAAAGACCUCGUGAUUUUUUUUAAUAAACUUUAUUUUUUUCACACGUUUUCUUGAUUUUUCUGUUUUUAAGAAAUGCCUUUUUAGUUGGCCAAAUGAUGGUACUGCUGAACUUUGCAAUAUUUAUCUGCCAUUCUAUAACACCAGGUUUUUAUUUCCGCACCUUUUCUGUUUUAUGAACUUAGAUCAGAGGUCCCAAACCCAGUCCUCAAGGCCUACCAACAGUCCAGGAUUAGAAGGUUUUCCUGUUCUAUUCCUGUGGAUUUACUGAAAAACCUGGAAUGUUGGUGUGCCUCGAGGACUGGGUUGUGGACUGCUGCCCUAGACAACAUAUUUGUAAAGAAUUGACCUCAGUCUUAGUUUAUGAAAAGAAAGAAUCCCGGCACUGGCGUCUUCGAUGCAGGUAAAGGUUUAUUUACACAUAUGAAUGUUACAAGACGCGUUUCGGCAAUAAUAGCCUUUCUCAAUCGUUGUAAUGUGCAUAUGUGUAAAUAAACCUUUACCUGCAUCUAAGACGCCAGUGCCGGGAUUCUUUCUUUCUACCAUUGGAUCUACCUGAUCUUCGUGCACGGCACACCUGAUCCUGGUGCCAUCCUCCUCUACUUGGAUUAGUUUAUGCAACCAGGUUUUAUCACUUAGUGGUUAGUUUGUGGGGUUUGUUUCAGGCUAUGUAAAACAUAUGCGCGUAGUUCAGGUUAGAAAGAGAAUAUGUGCGCAAGCCUUUUACUAUCAAACCCUCUCAGCUGAUCCUUUUAAAGGCAAGAGCUGUGUUGGGCCCUGGUCACACUGGCUUCAUGGUUUCUUUUUUAAAGGAACCUUGUUGAAUUUGUUAUGUAAUGGAUCUUAUUGACUUGGGACCCUAUUUCAUUGCCUCGCCCCAAACAGUAGAUAAGUGCGGAUCUUGUAGAUCGGUGCUCAUUUACAGAGCCUUCAUAUGGCUCGAGCAUCAGGCGGGGAAGGGCAUACAAAUGAUCUCUGGAUUGUUUGUACUGAUGAUUUUUUUGACUGAUCAAAAUGAGCAUUUGCUGGCCCUAUUACACAGGGGGAUAUUUUUUUUUAGGCAAUAAUCGACUUGUGUAAUAUGGCCCUUUAAAGGGGUUAUCCAGGAAUAGAAAGAGCUAAUUUCUUCAAAAACAGUACCACAUCUGUCAUCAUGUUGUGUGUGGUAUAAGAUUUCAAAUCGCCUUAAUGGAACUGAGCUGUAAUACUGCACAUAACCUGGACUGGUGAUUCUGUUUUUGAAGAGACUCUCCAGUUUCUGUGGUCUGUCAGGUAGAAUAGCAUAGCAGCCCACACUACACUACCUGCAACAGAAUCCAGAUGGAAACAAACUUUAAAGGGGUAUUCUGGGGAAAUAAAAUUAUUGCCUAGUAAAUUUCAUGUCAAAAGUUGCUUAAGUGAAUAAUAUAAAAAAAUUAAAAAAAAUGUAUUCCAUUCCUAGUGUAUCCCUCACCCAUGAAUGUAGUUCUGUUUCUUUCCCUACCAUUCUUGCAGCUCUGCGGAAUGGUAGGGAAAGAAACGCAUACGAUUAGUUCCGGGGCCUCAUUGCAGCCUACCUACUCAAGCUGAGCCCCCUGAGCUGAGGGGAUAUGUCAUGUUGACCCUCAAAGAGCCAAACUUCAGAGCUGCGGGGAUUGCGUGGAAAAGAAAAUGAUAGGACUACAGAGCUGCCAUGGCGUGGAUACAGAUACACUUAUGUAACUAGUAUGUUACCCUCUUAAGCAGCCUUUUACAUAGGAUUUAUUCAGCAAUAAUUUUAUCUCCCCAAAAUGCCCAUUUAUCUCCAGUGUAAACUGAGCAUGGGGAAUAGACUACAUUUCAGGGAAUUUUUUAGUGAUGCAACACAUUUUUUGUUUCAAAAUGUACUUAUGACAAUAGCUGGAGCAUUCUCCUCAUUUUGUUCCAUCAUCUAGUUGUGGAAUGUCGCAUUGUAACCUAACUACAAGUUUGACAAAUCCUCCUACGUAAAUGUGAAUGUAAUUUGGACCAAAAAACUGGUUUGUCCGUCCGCAGCAGCAUUUGAAGGGGUGGAAAACUUUUUUUUUUAAUCAGCUGGUGCCAGAAAGUUAAACAGAUUUGUAAAUUACUUCUAUAAAAAAAAAAAUCUUAAUCCUUCCGGUACUUAUUACCUGCUGAAUACUACAGAGGAAAUGUUUUUUCUUUUUGGAACACAGUGCUCUCUGCUGACACCUCUGUCCAUUUUAAGAACUGUCCAGAGUAGGAGAAAAUCCCCGUAGCAAACAUAUGCUGCUCUGGACAGUUCCUAAAAUGGACAGCAGAGGUCAGCAAAGAGCACUGUGGUCAUUUCCCCUGUAGUAUUCAGCAGCUAUAAGUACUGGAAGGAUUACAAAUCUGUUUUAACUUUCUGGCACCAGUUGAUUUAUAAUAAUAUAUAAAAAAAAGGGGGUUUCCGCCGGAGUACCCCUUUUAAUCUUUUUGGAUUUCCAAUAACGAUCUGAAGGCAAUUUGCUAUUCUUACUAUGUCUAUGCAUUCUGGGUAUUCAUUUCUUUCCUUGAACAGACAAUCAUUUCUGCCUUGCUGAUAUUCUGAAUGGCCAGAACUCUUGCGGCUCACCAUAUACUGACAGGGGCCAAUGUGGGUUGAUAAGACCUUCUCAGCUGUUUGUAUCUAGCUUUAAAUCUUAACACCAGUGAACUGCGCAUUGUGUGAUCUGUGGCUUGUAUCUGUUUCAUUGAUACCCCUUCCUUUUAUACAAUGUAUUUAGCUGUAUUCGUGUUAUUUUGGAUGGCCGCUAUCAGGUUUGUUUGUUUUCUUGUUUUCUUUGUGGGGCUCCAUAUAUGUUUAGCAUAGUGUAGCUCGGAUCUUUACCUAUUUACUUAAUCCUAGCAAACUUGAACAAGGUUGGUUUUGCUGCUGGUAUCUACAUAUAAUGUGCUUUUAUAGGGAAGUGGGCAGCCAACGUCGCAUCUCUUCAUGUGCCAUAGAUUUUGGAAGUAUAUUGUCCAUCUUUAUUUCAGAGAGGCAGUCUACAUUUUCACAUUACUUGCUGUGCCAUUUGGAUAUUUGGAGGACGGUCAUAGGAAAUAGUUUUCUAUUUUGUAGAUUUGCUUUUUAUUUUAUACUUUAUUCUUUGACUUCUUUUCAUUGCCUCUCUUGUAUGUUUGCUGAGGUCUGUAUUUGUUAUUAGGAGGUAGUGCUGUGUGUCUGUAGAAUGUUCCCUACCCCUUAUUAUACCUUGCAGGGAAUCUUAGGCUUAAAAUGAAGUCUGUUUAUCCAACCAAUUGUGAAUGUACCCUACGUCAUGAGUGAUAUGGUCCAACAUAUCAUCAUAUGGUGUACUGGAAUUCUUAACUCUUGAGCUUUUUUAUUUUUAUUUUUUAUUAAGAUCUUAUGUUUAAACUCCUAAAGGGAAGCAAAGCUGUGAAUUAUUAUGGACGUUUAGAUCUAAGACUGAAUAUCUUUAUUUGUUUUUCUCCUGUAUCCUUAGAGAUGAUGGUACAGUUUCUGGAAAUACUUAAAUGAUCUUAUGUAAAGAUGUCAAACUCUUGUGGAAUUAUACUUUUAAAGUGAAUGUCUACCUUCUAACACCAUGGUGUCUGUAGGUCCAUAAUUCUGGUCUGAUGUAUUUUUCAAUAAACCUUUAGGGUAGGGACACACGAAGCGCAUCCACAGCGUAUUUCACGUUGCAGAUGUGCUGAAGCAGUCAGAAGAGUGAGCUCCCUGACACUGCCGGGUAACUCUGUGUGGCCGCUCGUAGCAGUGGAUUUUCCACUGUAAACACAGUGUCUGCUCAUAGCAAAUACACAGUGGGAAAUCCACCGCUACGAGCAGACACAAAGCUAUCCAACCGCAGCAGGAAGCUCGCUCAUGUGACUGCAGGUAUAACCCUACCCUUAGGGUAUUUUUCACACGCACUAUAUAUAUGCUGUGGAUUUUCUGCUGCAGAUUUUAUCAUUGACUUACUACCAGAAUAUGUGCAGCAUAUGUAGUAGGUAUGAACAUACAGGGUUUUGUUUGCCAGUGAAUUUAGGUGGUAUUAUAGGGAUAAACGUGUCUAGAACUGUGUUUUUUGGUUUUUACAUUAUGUUUUUCCCUGGAAUACCCCUCUUAAAUGAUAAAAUUCUGUCACUACGAUGAGAGAUUAGGAGUUUACAUCAUACUAUGUUAUUAUGGAGUUCAAUGCUUAAACAGUAUUCAAAGUACCUAAGGUCCCCUAGUAGAGGCAGAAUAUUGUUUAACUCAGUAUUUCGCAAACAGCCGUUGGCUGUCUGGACAUGCUGGGAGUUCUAGUUUGGCAACAAGUGGCGACACACUGUUUGCUAAACACUUCUUUAAUUUAUGCCCAUUAUUUGGCACAAAAUGUGCAUUAACUAAACUUUAAACAUUUGGUAUCUAGUAAUCUGUAAUUGAUCUGCACCACAGAAGUAUCCCGAAGUUUAAGCCAAAAAAAUGCAACCAAUAUUUGGCAUAAAUAUAAAGGAGAAAAUGUUAUAGGAGCCUUUUACCACUUCAAGACUUUUCCUAUGUAAAUUGAUGUAUUAAAACGGAAUACAUAGGCUGGGAUUGUGUAAUUGCUGCCAGGUUUCUAUUCUGCCUUCUAUUCUCUCAGCACAGUGCCCAUUAAAAGGGUUUCUACGUUUUAGUAAAAGUAUAUGUAUUAGCAUGUUAAGCACAAAAAGUUUUCAAUACUGAGGUUGUUAAAAUAAUACCAUGGAGAACUGGUGCAAUUUCUAUGUGCUCGUGUUAAUAGAAUACAUUAACUAUAAUUGUAGAAGCAAACGAUUUAAGCAACUAGUCUGUCUUCAGCAUAUGUCUGAAAUGACAUAUCAUGAGGCCAUACACUUUCAGUAGCUGUCGACUGAAUGUUUUUUGGUUGACAGCUAUCUCUCCUACUUACCAUAUACACAUGAUCGUUUAUAGGGGAGGUAAGCUGCUGCCAGACUCAUCUUACCCCAUCUUAUCUCCCCAAGAACGUAAGGAGUCAGGCAGUUGAAAUCCAGCAUGCCCGAUCCUUUUCUCCCCAGUAUCCUCUAUCGGGAGGCUACAUACAUAGUAGAAGUCUACUAGUCCUUAUGAAGUUGAUGGGUUCAGCUGACUUUUCCCUAAUGUGUACAAGGGCCAUAAGAUUGAUAUGUACCAAUUUAUCCAUGCAGUAAUAAAACCACAUUCUUUUCAAUAAUCUAUUAAUCAGACUAUUAGAAAAUAGAGGUGGAGAUCCAGUUUUUGGGUACGUUCCCACCUGGCGUAUUUUGCUGCGUAUUUGCUGCUGCAUAUUUUAUUUUCCCAUUGAAGUCGAUGGGUAGGAAAAUGCGCAGCAAAAUAUGCCAGGUGGGAAUGCACCCUUAUUAUGAUUUAAGAACUAUUUAAAAGAACUACUCUGUGCAAAAUUGUUCCUAUGUUACUCCUAGUGCACAGACCUAAGGGGGCAAAACAUGACCCAAGGAUUUGACUAGGGCUCUGACGAUUCUCUAUUUUACCAUAUGUAAGACAAAACAGUGCCACCAUUUUAAUGGCCAUGGAUCAAUAUCUUACCACAUCCUGUCUCCAUAAUUUUAUUGUUUUAAACUCAUUGAUUUUAUUUUUACAAAAUAAUAAAAAAAAAUUAAAAAAAUGUUUCUUUUGAAAUAAAGUUUUCUGUCUCAGGGGAACUAGCUACUAUAGCUCGACCCAUGUUUCUUGGUUUAAAGUACUAAUUUACUAAUGAAUAUUAUGUUACAUCUCUUUUUGGUAAAUCCUUACCGUAAGUGGAACUUCCACGGUAGCAGGUCAGUUUUUGAACAAUUUUUUUUAUUCACAGACAUGAGGCGAAUGUGUUCUUUUUAUUUUGGGUUGCAUUUUUGCAUAUGUAUAUGCCUCUUCCUUUUGAAUAGUGAGCUAUUUUCCAUUGCAUUCUAAGAAUCUUCUACUCUACUCGUUUAUAUAAAGGGAGUCUAUUUUGUUUUUCCAUUUUACUAUUUUAUAUUUGCUGUAAUAUAAUUGAUUUAUUGUUAUGAAAUGAGGGUUGUAAAUCUCAGAACCAAAUCUAUGCUUAAUAAAGUUACAUACAUGCUGUGC
Molecule: messenger RNA, 7176 nt
Organism: Hyla sarda
Lineage: Eukaryota; Metazoa; Chordata; Amphibia; Anura; Hylidae
Gene: FAM107B
Product: family with sequence similarity 107 member B
Exons: 4
Coding region: 196-591 (131 amino acids)
Source: RefSeq, a predicted model, not a curated record